Molecule: messenger RNA, 1034 nt
Organism: Zea mays
Lineage: Eukaryota; Viridiplantae; Streptophyta; Magnoliopsida; Poales; Poaceae
Exons: 1
Coding region: 433-687 (84 amino acids)
Biological process (GO): defense response
Source: RefSeq, a predicted model, not a curated record
CGGCUCCGAUCCUCCAGCAGUCACCACCAGUCUCUUCUCGUCUAGUCUAGUGCACAUCACGCGCUCACACACCACGGCGGCUCCCUCCCUUUCCACCGUGUAGCUAGGCUAGCUACCUCAUGCCUCAGCAACCGCGUCAGGAUCCAAUCAAAAUCCAACCGACCCCCGGCCGCCACUACUGCGCGCAGCGCCACCGACCGACCCCUAGCUAGCUCUAUAAAAGCAGUGCGCCGCACCGAUCGAUCAAUCGGCACCAACAACGACUCAGCUCGCGCACAUUCGCCCAGCUGCCAAAACCCACACGCACGCGCCGAUCAAAAGCCCAAGCUAGCGCCCAAGGCCGGCCGGCGGCCUAACAAGCUCGAUCUUCCAGUCCACUACUUAAUUGGAUAGAUCAAGCUCCACCGGCGGCUGAGCGCGCGCGCGCGCGCCAUGGCUUUGUCGUCGAGGCAGCUCGCGGCGGCCCUCGUCGCCGUGCUGGUGGCGCUCGCCUUCCUUACUGCGUGCGCGAGCGCCGCAAGGCCGGCGCCUGCAGCGAGCGGCGGCGGCGGCGGGGAGGAGGAGGAGGCCACGGCCACGACGACGCCCGCGUACCUGCGGCAGGUGUACCCGGCGGUGGUGGAGACGGUGGAGAUGCUCUUGGCCAGGCUGCCGGCCGGGCCCAGCCCGAAGGGCCCCGGUCACUAGCGUACGUACGUAUUGGCCAAGCAUUAGCGAGCAGAUGGUGGCGUACCGCCGUACGUAUGGAGCUUUUGUAUAGAUUCUCUCUCUGCUAGCUGUGAUGAUAGUACAAAUAUGAUUGUACUAAAGUGCUAAUUAAGAGCACGCACUUAUACACUAGAUAUGAUUCUUUCAUACCUUUGUCGUCGUCGUCGUCACUAGAUCGACACGUACUGCUAGCUAGUAGUGGAGUAUAUAUGUUAGGCUGUGUGCGCAAACGCUUUGGUUUGUACUUUCUUUUACAUUAUUAUUAUAUAUGUCGUUGUUUCAAUAAGGUCAUGAAUUGAGCUAUAUAGUGCAAGUAUUUAUGUAAA